Messenger RNA from Racocetra persica, 325 nucleotides. The record is from the annotation of a GenBank genome assembly. NCBI's taxonomy places the organism in Eukaryota, Fungi, Glomeromycota, Glomeromycetes, Diversisporales, Gigasporaceae.
AAUUAUGAACAAAAAUUUACUUAAAAUUAUAAUAAAUUUACCUGGAAUUAAUUGUAAUUCUGACAUUAACGAUGAAUCUAAUAUAUCUGAAAGUGAAAGUGCUGAAAAAGAAAUGGACAUUCAAGUUAAAUAUAAUGAUAAUUGGGAACAAUAUGUGGAACGUGUUGUAUACAUAUUAAAAGAUUGUAAAUUUGAAAAAUUGGUUAUUGUUUUGAAGUGGAUUAAUGGACAAAAAACGGUCUAUUGGGCAGAUGACGCUUACAGUCGAUAUCCUCAAAAGGUUAUCGAAUAUUAUGAAUCAAAUAUAAUUUUUAUGAAUGAUUGA